Molecule: messenger RNA, 558 nt
Organism: Hipposideros armiger (great roundleaf bat)
Lineage: Eukaryota; Metazoa; Chordata; Mammalia; Chiroptera; Hipposideridae
Product: postacrosomal sheath WW domain-binding protein-like
Exons: 2
Coding region: 1-558 (185 amino acids)
Biological process (GO): positive regulation of DNA-templated transcription
Cellular component (GO): nucleus
Molecular function (GO): chromatin DNA binding; transcription coactivator activity
Source: RefSeq, a predicted model, not a curated record
AUGACGGUGUAUCAGAACCACACGGAGAACCGCCGCGGGGCCGUCAUCUCUUAUGGUGAAAGUGUCUUGAAGCAGUGUCAGGAUGUGAAGCUCUCCUUUCCACAGCAACCAGAGGGAUCCAAUUUCUUCAGUGGUACAAAGAGGGGAACAUUGUUUCUCACUUCACACAGGAUAAUCUUCGUGACUUCACACUCAGUCAGUGAUCCCAUGUUUUCUUUUAUGAUGCCAUUUGAUCUGAUGAGUAACUGUACCAUUGAACAACCUGUCUUUGCCCGCAUCUACAUUAAAGGAACCAUUCAGGCAGCUCCAGAUGGUGGCUGGAAAGGACAGGCUACUUUUAAAUUAGCCUUCAGAAAAGGAGGUGCCAUCAAAUUCCGCCAGUUGAUGAUGAAAGCUGCCUCUGCUGCUGCCCAUCGAGUUCCACUUGCAAGUGUAAAUUACUGGUUUGGUGUUCCAGGACUGUAUUUCAUUACUGGGCAGGGGAGCAUGAUGUGCAACCAAGAGGUGCCUUGUCCAGGAGGAUUAGUAGUUUCUAAAUCUCAGGAAUGGGCCCCCUAG